This is a messenger RNA of Fopius arisanus, 2019 nucleotides long. RefSeq lists its product as uncharacterized. Gene Ontology annotation, molecular function: chitin binding. Gene Ontology annotation, cellular component: extracellular region. The coding region runs from base 190 to 789 and encodes 199 amino acids. The transcript is spliced from 3 exons. The record is from RefSeq and is a predicted model, not a curated record. NCBI's taxonomy places the organism in Eukaryota, Metazoa, Arthropoda, Insecta, Hymenoptera, Braconidae.
CCUCUCCAUCGGCCACGAUGUACUCAGUCUUUCUCGUUCCAACGUGAGGAUAACCACGCGUUUUAUCCAUCCGCUGGUACCCGCUGGUAAAUUUAUUUGUCACCUCGUGCUGGCCUCGGUGGGGAUUUCGUGUUCUCAUUGUCGAUUUUUAUUUCACCGCAUCAUGACAACACCAGUGAGAACCUGAGGAUGAACCCAAUGGGGAUGAGAGUCCUGGGGACGCUACUACUCGUCCUUUCAUCUCAGAUGCUGAUAGCGGACGGUGGGACAACGACUAACAAGGUGUCGAAGCGAGCUAAACCACUGGAUCCAGAGGACGAUUACUACUACUACGACGACGUCGAGGAGAGGAACAAUCCGACGAAUGAGGGACCAGUCGUACCACCGGGUUUUCUCAGUCCAUCCGUCAGAGAGUAUCUCGACCUCGGAAAAUCUAUUCCUGGUCGCCCAGGAACCGAUUACCCAGUGCUGGGUAGGGUACCCUACACAAAUUUCUACUGCGACGAACAAGAGUACCCGGGUUUCUUCGCUGACGUUGAAACCCGCUGUCAAGGGUGGCACUACUGUGAUAUAGACGGAAGACAGGCGACAUUUUUAUGCCCCAACGGUACACAAUUCAGUCAAGCUGUAUUUGUAUGCGACUGGUGGUUCAACGUCAGAUGUGAAUUGAGUCCGAAAUUGUAUGCCAUCAAUAGUAGACUGUAUCAGCGGCCAACAGAGAGCCCAACACGACCACACCGAGUCAUCACCAAGGAGCUCCUCGAAAAUAUCUUCGUCAAGAGGAAAUGAAGAGGUCCCUCACUCACUCCAACGAGUAGAAUAAAAAUCAACCGAUGCUUCUGCGAGGGGCUUUAACUAGCAGAGGGGAAUAAAGAGUUUUACUACUUGCAAAAGAAAAAAAAAAUGAGAGAAUUUACUGGCAAAAAAGACAUGAUGAGCUCUCCCUUAUUUCUAUCGGGGCAGAUUUUCAUUGCUGCCAGAGCCAUUCAACCACCCUGGGUUCUUAAUAGUUGAUGAGCUCCCGGUGAAGAGUUUCAGGGACUUGCAAUUUCUUUUUCCUCGUUACCCCCUUUAUUUUGGCAACGUGAUGAACAGAUGUAUGACUUGCAGUCUAUCGUUGAAAAUUCUACGUAAUCUACAACAAUUUGUGUGGAAAAUUCGAUUGUGAUGGAUUCAAUCGAUUGCCGAGAUAAAUCGAUCAAUUGAAGAUUCCCAGAAACCAGAGGAAAAUUCUCGUGCUGUCACCGUAAAAUUUUCCGAGUGAUAAAAUAUUGAUGAAAUGUCAAUUAUUUCCUAGUGUAUAAAAAUCACUCGAGUAUCGAGCAUUGCAGAAAUAUUUAUAGAAGAAUCUUUAAAGAAUAUUAAUUAAUAAUUUUGCCAGUGGCACUGGCGAGGGCCUAACAUGAGGAAAUUUUCACCCAUGGGAAUACAGAUAUUGCUGACCAAUGCGAAUUAACUCUCCGUUCCUGAAAUGAGCGCUAGAAUAAAAAGCCGAAACAAACCAGAAACAAACCAGAAAUGUACAACAGUUGCUGACAGAAUCCAUUAACGAUGGGCUCGCUUAAAAAAAUAUCUAUCUCAACAAAAAAGGAGUGAGUGGGGUGAAUCACAACGAAUUGAUAUAGCCCUCGAGCAGAUAAUCCAAAACUAAUUCAAUCCGGAAUACCUAGAAAAUUUAAUUCCGAGCCGUCUAACUUUUAUCAAGUUCCUGACGUGGCCCCUGGCGUGCCUCGGCGAGUAUGGAUGUGCCCCCGCAUAGGGGAUGCACCUCUCGCGUACAAAAACCAGAAAGAGAAGUCGAGGGUGAAAAAAAAAAUAUAUAUAUCUGGUGUACACAGCGGGAAUGGAGCUCUAUGCCAGUUGCAAUUUCAAAUUUAAAUUGAGAAGAAUUCAAAGUGGUACCUGCCAUUUCAUCUGGAAUAUAAUUUCUCAGGGGUAUUUGUCUUCCAGUGAAUCAUUGUCAAUUUUCAUCUCAGAUUGUUUUAAUUAUAAGAAAAUAAAUUGCAUUAAUCAGUUUAA